Messenger RNA from Penicillium cataractarum, 672 nucleotides. RefSeq names its product phosphotransferase enzyme family protein. The transcript has a single exon. Lineage: Eukaryota; Fungi; Ascomycota; Eurotiomycetes; Eurotiales; Aspergillaceae. The record is from RefSeq and is a predicted model, not a curated record. The coding region runs from base 1 to 672 and encodes 223 amino acids.
AUGUUAUUUGUCCGAGAAAAUACAAAUAUCCCCAUUCCACGGGUCUUCGCUCUCUACUCAGACCCGGAAACCAGCAAAAAUUACAUCGUUAUAGAGCGCAUCAUCGGUCAAACGCUUCUUUCAGCGUGGCCUCAACUUUCGACACUGGAGAAACAACGUAUCACGAGCGACUUGCGGAGAUAUUGGGAUGACCUACGUCCGCUUCCAUCACCCGAGUACUACGGCAGUGUUGGUAAACGGCCACUUCUGGACGAGAUAUUUUGGACGCCGCAACCAGAUCCCUUGAUUAAUGGUCCCUUUGGAUCUAUAGAGGAUCUUAACGAGGCAAUGAUACGAAAGUACGCCUACAACGGGGGUUCUACCUAUAGAGCCGAAUAUCUUAGGAAAUGCUUUCCUUUAGUUUUCAACGAUCCUAAAGCGGCAUUUACCCACGGUGAUCUACAACGGAAAAAUAUCAUGAUUCGCGAGAAGCGUCAAGGUAGUGACGAAGUAAGCCUUGUACUUAUUGAUUGGGAAAAGUCUGGGUGGUAUCCACGGUAUUGGGAAUAUUGCCUGGCUGUUUGUGCUUUGCGGUGGGAUGAUGACUGGUCUCUUUGGAUUGAUCGUAUUAUAACGCCGUUUGUCGCUGAGGCUGCGUGGUUACAGGCGCUGCGUCUGGAGUUGUGGUCAUAG